Molecule: messenger RNA, 4018 nt
Organism: Procambarus clarkii (red swamp crayfish)
Lineage: Eukaryota; Metazoa; Arthropoda; Malacostraca; Decapoda; Cambaridae
Cellular component (GO): cytoplasm
Source: RefSeq, a predicted model, not a curated record
UGUGGUUUGGUCAACAUACUUCAGCCACGUUGACUCAUCGCCUACAGUGAUAAAUGCUAAUUUUUUUGACGUGUUGGUCAUUGCAUUAAAGGACAAGGAGGAGGUAGUUUUAAGGCGCCGUGUGAGUGCCUCAGGUGUUGGUCAUGGAAGUCUUAGACUGAUGAAGUGGACUAGUAGUGUCUGGAGAUGUCUAGUCGGGCCCUCCUGUGUGUGAAUAAGUGAGACGAAGUGCCGUGCCAACAGUGUGAGGGAGCGGCGAGGGGUGUUGCUGACCUUGGCCACGGCACCUGGCACCUUUGGCACCAUGGCACACUCUCCAGAAGAUAUCCAGAACAACAAUUUUCAGGUCGAACCUGACCCGGUGACCACCUCGCCCUCCAUCACCGGCAUUAACAUCAAUGAACCGGUCACUUCGACGUCUGUAUUUACCAGUUCCUCGGGUCUGGCACAAAUUGUUGCCAAAAAUCUGGAGAACAUGACAGAUGACACGGCGCCGAAUAGCUUGGGCAGCAUUACUUACAACGACGAAUACCUCGAGGACCCGAUGCCAGACUUAACUUUUGAGACUCUUAGAAUUCCAGAAGAGUAUGGCGACCCCUCUUUAGGAUACGAGUUUGUCAAUCGUGUUGAGUCAGGCGGGCUGGACAACUCUGAAGCCCUCUUGAAGCAACUGGAAGUGUUGGGUGUAAGAGUCAAUGAAGAUUACAUUUCGCUGGACUUCGACUUGACUACUUCGCGCAGCGCCAGCGUCAGCAGCGUGUCUGAGACCGGGAGCGCGGGAGACGACCACGACCUACCUUCCUUGGGGCUCUUGGAUGCCUCUGCCUGUCGCAGGACCUCACCAAGUCAACCAGUAUUGGCCUCCGCACGUCACAGAGAACACUAUUUUGAAAAGCUGGCGAGAUUACCGGAGGACGAGAGAGAUGAAGUGUUUUCCGCCAUAGAGGAAAUGGACCACGAGGUGGCCGAGGCAGAAAUCUUACCUUCAGGCGGUGUUAAAGUAACGUAUGAGAACUACAGGAAGGAGUACCGCCCGAGGAUCAGUCCCCACCACAACUUCUUGAAGUUCCUGGAGACGGUACACAGUGGGGCUGCGACGGAGGACGCAGUCGAAGUGUUCCCCGAGGCGUCUAGCCCGCCACACACCCUGGAAGCUCGCUACAGGCGGGCACUCCUAGCCUUCCAGAGAGGACUCUUGAGAUCAGACCUCAGAGUAAGAAACCUCUCCACGCUGCCCAGCAAGUAUGCUCAGAAGCUGCGCAAGUUUUUAGCUGAAGAAGUGAGCUACGAUGCUGUCACUCCCGACAGUGGCGUCCAUGAUACCUUCAAUGCCCUCUCUCCUGAAGAGCAGGAAAAGCAGAGAGAAGAAUGGAAGUCAGAGCUCACUAAGACUGAAGAGGAAAUCCAGACCCUUCGACAGGUGCUGGGUUCUAAAGUAAAACAUGCACAGGAUCUCAAGCGUAGGCUUGGAAUUACUGUGUGGCGCGAGUUUACCGAGGACUUCAAUAAUUCGAUGAAGACCGUCCGCGAAUCUCAAACCACUCAAUAUGUCCAAAGUUUACCUGUGGUGCAGAAAGCUAACGAAGUCAUCACAGACAUACAAGAGGCCGUCUCCUCCGCGCCACUGUAUAGAAGGAUGUCUGGAGCUUUUUCGGACCUAGGAGAUGCCAUAUAUCAGCAGCCAGUGUACCAGAAGACUGCUGGGGCUAUGAGCGCCGUUGGGGAGAAGACCUCCUCGCUCUUCGGUGGUAUCGGCGCCAAGUUCGGCCAGCUCAAGGAAACGCCAACAUUCAAAUCUUUCGAGGAGCGUGUAGGAGGCGUAUAUUCUGCAGCACGGACUCGUAUGGGAGGCUCUGGCUCCAACUCGACUCAAGACUUUGAGGAGGCUUUGAAGGAAGCUGAAGGUGAAAAGGCAGCCCUGGAAGCAGCCAACGGUGGCACCGUACAAUCCACUACACCCGGAACUGAAGUUAGCCAGCCGGCUGCAUCUUAAAGGACCUACCCUUACUGCCACCUCCACUACCACCUGCACUCUGCCACCCACUGCACUCCAUCACCACAAUAACUCGAGUUUAUAACAUUUUCUAGCUACAGUGGCUCCCUUAGUCCUUUGAUAGCCCUCAUCAUUCUCUAAUACAGUAAAUAUUUUAUUUUUCAGAAUAGUUUUAUGAAAUUUAAUGCUAGUGGAUUUUGCGAGUUUAAUGAAAUAUUUUUACUAGAUACGAAUGUCUGAUUUUGGGUGUCCACGUGGCAGCACUUUAUAGUGUGCUCUAACUUCCACUCUUGGGGCGCCAUGUCUGACUGUGGACGAGACUUUAGGUCGCCCAUCGAACAAAGCUUUGAGAGGUUAGGGCAUAAUUAUUUUCAAAGAAACAAGCUUUCUGAUAAUAGAUUAUAAUUUUAUUCCUAAGCAUUGUAUACUGGAUAUUCAUAGUCAAUAUUGGCUGUUGGGUGUUUCAGAGAUGACAUUUAAUUCAGACCGACUGACUGACUGAUUGCAGAGUUGUGGUUUGAGCUCUGUAAAGUUAUUUAUAGCAAAAGUUUAAUUGCCUCUUUUUAGCAUCAUGUUUAAAUCUUGUGUAUAAUACUAUAGUAUAUAUAUUGGCAUCACAUUCUUUAAUAUAAUGCAUAUUGGUAUUCUAAAAAGUAUUUUGUAAAAUGAGCCAAUUCCUUUCUUGGAUAUAGAAUAAUUUGUUAUUAAGGCAUGUUUGUGUUGAAUAUCUGCAGUCAUAAGGAUAUUUCUACAUUAUGGUGCAUUCUCUACGUGAAUAAAGGUGUAGGUGGUUUAGGUAUUAUUCAUAGGCUGCCUUGUUAUAAUGCUGUAGCACUGAGUGAAAAUUGUUAAAUCAAGGUCAGAGUAUUUAAGUUAUUUGAUAUCGAGAUAAGCUUCAUAUAAUUUAAGCAGAUAAGUUGGCAUUAGAAUGUUGUGUGUUAUUCAUAUCAUAGGAAUAUUGAUAAAGUAUAAAUGUUAAAGGAGAUGUGAGGAUUAUGGAUAUGCCCCUGUAAUCUCCAGUGAUGAUAAUUAUUGGAUAGUGUGAACAUUAUAUCGUAGGUUCUCGACUACUUUUCCAGGAACGUAAUGAUUUGAAUUUUAUAGUGGGAUACUGUAUAGAUGAAUUAUAUUCUUUAUACUUUAAUAUGUUUUAACCUUUAAAAAUUCCCACAUUAAUUUUUCAGUGUGUUGAUCUGUAUAUGUAAUUAUGUGAAUGAUCUGCUGCACUAGGUUUAAGCGUGAUGCAUUAAUUUUGAGAUGGGGUGAUCUUUCCUCUUGUGGCUUGGUCAAACAAUAUCAAUAGUCUACUUUUUUGUCUAUGAAAUAAAAAUACAAACUUUGAGGUGCAAUACAACAGUGUAUGGCUAUGAAGGAGUGCUGUGUAAUCCUUCCACUGUAUAUAGAGGAUGUAAAGAGCUACUUACGUCCAUACACUGACGGCAUUUCCAAGUGUUUACGUCACUUCCUUUUGUAGGCAUAAAAGUCGACUUUUCUUGGUGUUGUACCAUACAUGAGGUGUUCCCAGGGAGUCUUUUUGAAAACUUUGUAGUUGAAUACCAUAAAUGAGUAAUCCUCAACAGUAUAACUCUGUGACAUUCCCAUGAUAGAUUGUAGUGAAGACUCCAGGUCUGCAUGAGAUUACCUUGUAGAAUGAUGAAUUAUAAUUAGAAUGAUGAAUUCUAAUGUUUGCCUUCAUUGUUGGGUAAUUGCAUAUGUAAACCCAAGUAAAUGAUUAUUUUUAUCAUAAACAAAAUAAUUGUCCAGUUAAGGUACAGAAAGUUUUCCUUUUAGACUAAUACGUACUGUACUGGGUUAUUUUAGUUGUUUGGCUAUGUUUUCUAUUAGGGUGCGGACACUUACCAACUGUUUGUGUAAGUUGGCAGUGACGUGCAGGUCAGUUUUAAGUGGUCAUGUGGGCCUGGAGUUGCCAUGUCAUGUAUUGCUUGUGGAUGUAGGGGAACAAGAGAUGGUUGUUGUUUUUGCUGUUGUAUUCCCAGUUAUUUGAAAUGUAGUUAUACACUAAAA